Messenger RNA from Varanus komodoensis (Komodo dragon), 8844 nucleotides. It is a transcript of the gene CYLD, whose product is annotated as CYLD lysine 63 deubiquitinase. Gene Ontology annotation, biological process: necroptotic process; regulation of intrinsic apoptotic signaling pathway; positive regulation of extrinsic apoptotic signaling pathway. The record is from RefSeq and is a predicted model, not a curated record. The transcript is spliced from 17 exons. Gene Ontology annotation, cellular component: cytosol. NCBI's taxonomy places the organism in Eukaryota, Metazoa, Chordata, Lepidosauria, Squamata, Varanidae. Gene Ontology annotation, molecular function: K63-linked deubiquitinase activity; cysteine-type deubiquitinase activity. Bases 298 to 3162 code for a protein of 954 amino acids.
GGGCGGGCUGCGCCCCUUCGAGGUCCGCCUGCGGCGUCGUGAGGGCGGGCGGCGCGGCAGGCCUCGGCCCGGAGCAGCAGGCGGCGGACGAGGAUGGGGACGGCGCCCGGCGGCCGCGGCCGGGCUCGGCGCGGUCAUCUGUUCUGGAUUUAGCUUGCUGGGACAUGGAUGAAGAAUCAUUAACUCAUUAUUGGAGCUGUGGCCUUUUAGUGGAAUCUUUUAAUUUGUUUGCAGUUAUUCUGGCAACUUGGCUGUCUUGAAGAUUCUUCUUUGUGUUCAUACAAAGCCUGAAUCGCAAUGAGUUCGGACUUGUGGAGUCAAGAGAAAGGUGGUUCACCCUACUGGGAAGAACGUAUAUUUUAUUUGCUUCUCCAGGAAUGCAGCAUUAUAGAUAAACAGACUCACAAGCUAUUAAAAGUACCCAAGGGUAGCAUUGGACAGUUUGUUCAAGACCGGUCUUCAGGAGGGCAUACCAGAAGCAACCCUUCAUCCAAAAGCAAAAAAAUGCAAAUAGGUAUCAAGUUAUUGGAGCAUCCCCAUGCAGUUCUCCUCGUGGACGAGAAAGAAGUUGUUGAUAUCGAUGAGAAACGAGCAGAGCUGCUACUGGCCAUUACCAGUUGUGAAGAUAGAUACGCUAUAUUUAAAAGCAAAGGUCGACUGUGCAAAGGCCUCCACAUUGACCUUGGCUCACCAGUGAAAGUGCAGCUGAGAUCAGGUGAUGAGAAGUACCCUGGAGUUGUUCGCUUCAGAGGACCCUUAAUACAAGAGAGAUCGCUUUCUGGGAUAUAUUUUGGAGUGGAGCUUCUGGAAGAAGGUCGUGGUCAGGGUUUUACUGAUGGACAGUACCAGGGCAAACAGCUCUUCAGAUGUGACGAGGACUGUGGAGUGUUUGUUGCACUAGACAAACUAGAGCUGGUGGAAGAUGAUGACAAUGAACUGGAGAAUGACUAUGCAGCUCCAGUUGACUCAAUGCAGGUAGACCUUCCUCCUUUGGAGCUCAACUCCAGGGUUUCUGUGAAGAUAGGGAAGAAUAUAGAGUUUGGGACAGUUAUAUUCUGUGAUGUCUUACCAGGAAACGAAAGUUUAGGAUACGUUGUUGGAGUGGACAUGGAUAAUCCAAUUGGAAAUUGGGAUGGACGAUACAAUGGACAGCAGCUCUGUAGUUUUGCAAGUGUUGAAAGUACACUUCUUUUGCAUAUCAACGAUGUCAUCCCAGAAGCUGUGUCUCAAGACAGGAGACCUCCUAAACUUGGUUUCACUUCUAGAAGUGGCUGUGACAAAGGGUUCGGCCACAGUAAGGCCAAGUCUACAGGUGCCCUUCCUGACUCUGGAAACAGAAACAGAUCAGAAUUUUUCUACACACUAAAUGGCUCUUCAGUAGAUUCUCAACCACAAAUGAAAUCAAAAAACACAUGGUAUAUUGAUGAAGUUGCUGAAGAUUCUGCAAAAUCACUUAAUGACUCCUCUCCUGGGUUUGGGCAUUCUUCGCCGCCACUGCAGCCUCCCCCCGCAAAUACAUUAUCUGCUGAGAACAGAUUUCAUUCCUUGCCUUUCAGUCUGACAAAGAUGUCCAGCAACAACAAUACUAUUGGACACAGCCCUCUCUCUUUAUCGGUCCAGUCGGUUGCUGGCGAGGGGGCUGCUGGGGCAGCCCAGGAGAGCCCACCAGCAGCUGCACCGGCCAUCAACAUGCAUGGGCUCGAAGCAGGCUCCUUGGCAGAAGUGAAGGAAAACCCGCCUUUCUAUGGAGUAAUCCGCUGGAUUGGGCAGCCGCCAGGGGUCAACGAAGUGCUGGCAGGGCUUGAACUGGAAGAUGAAUGUGCGGGCUGUACUGAUGGGACAUUUAAAGGAACACGAUACUUUACCUGUGCACCCAAGAAGGCGCUUUUCGUGAAGCUGAAGAGCUGCCGACCAGAUUCCAGAUUUGCUUCAUUGCAGCCUGUAUCCAACCAGAUUGAACGUUGCAACUCCUUAGCUUUUGGAGGCUACCUGAGUGAAGUGGUUGAAGAAAACACUCCUCCAAAAAUGGAAAAAGAAGGUCUGGAAACAAUGAUUGGCAAGAAGAAAGGAAUUCAGGGUCAUUACAACUCCUGCUACCUAGACUCCACUUUAUUCUGCCUGUUUGCAUUCAGCUCUGUUCUGGACACGGUCUUGCUUAGACCAAAAGAGAAAAAUGAUGUAGAAUAUUAUAGUGAAACUCAAGAACUUCUGCGGACAGAGAUUGUAAAUCCUCUCCGAAUAUAUGGAUAUGUGUGUGCAACAAAAAUAAUGAAACUAAGGAAGAUACUGGAAAAAGUUGAAGCAGCAUCCGGAUUCACCUCUGAAGAGAAAGAUCCAGAAGAAUUUUUGAAUAUUUUGUUUCAUCAUAUUUUGAGAGUAGAACCACUGUUAAAAAUAAGAUCAGCAGGUCAGAAGGUUCAGGACUGCUACUUCUAUCAGAUUUUUAUGGACAAGAAUGAGAAAGUUGGCGUUCCUACAAUACAGCAGUUAUUGGAAUGGUCUUUCAUCAACAGCAACUUGAAAUUUGCAGAGGCACCCUCCUGCCUGAUCAUUCAGAUGCCUCGAUUUGGGAAGGACUUCAAAAUGUUCAAUAAAAUCUUUCCCUCCCUGGAAUUAAAUAUCACAGACCUACUGGAAGACACUCCUCGGCAGUGCCGCAUCUGUGGUGGACUUGCCAUGUACGAAUGUCGAGAAUGCUAUGAAGAUACAGACAUUUCUGCUGGCAAAAUCAAGCAGUUUUGCAAAACCUGCAAUACUCAGGUUCACCUGCAUCCCAAAAGGCAAAGUCAUAAAUUCAACCCAGUGUCUCUUCCGAAAGAUCUGCCGGACUGGGACUGGAGGCAUGGCUGUAUACCUUGUCAGAAGAUGGAGUUGUUUGCUGUUCUUUGUAUAGAGACGAGCCACUAUGUGGCUUUUGUUAAAUACGGCAAAGGAGACUCCGCCUGGCUCUUCUUUGACAGCAUGGCCGAUCGGGAUGGAGGCCAGAACGGCUUUAACAUCCCCCAAGUGACUCCAUGCCCAGAAGUCGGCGAGUACCUGAAAAUGUCUCUUGAGGAACUGCACUCACUGGACUCGAGGAGGAUCCAAGGCUGUGCUCGGAGGCUGCUCUGUGACGCUUACAUGUGCAUGUACCAGAGUCCAACCAUGAGUUUGUACAAGUGAACGCUCGUUGCCGUCCGGGCAGAGGGAAGCCGUUGUCCAGGGACUUGGCUGUGACCCAGGAAGGCUCGCUGGGGCUUUGGCUCACUGGCUCGGGCGUCUGUUGCCGGCAACGGAUGCAUCGAAGGAGGGGGAAGCAGCUGUUUGACAAAAGAAACGACUAUUUUAAGGAAAAAGUACAACUUACAAUGUGGUGUUCUGUUGCUAAAGUACUUACUAAGCAUUUUGCACUCUAGGAAGUGUGUGAGUGUGUGUGCGUGUGUGAAUUUUUUUUUUAAAUAAAAAGUCUAAAUGAAGCUAUUAACAUGUUUAGGCUGUAUUUCAGAGGAGUUGUUGUAUACCUGGAGUGAGGUUUACAUGUGUCUACAUUGCUGUGUGGAAUGUUUUGCAUAGACCUUUCCUAGGGAACCCCGAGCCCUAAGGAGGUGGACUGCAUCUGUGUGGGUGUAUGUGUGUGUAUGUAUGUUUUUUCCAGCAUUGUACAGGUUGUGCAGUAAAAACACUGGAUGGCGACAUGAAGCUAGGCACUGAGGUUUUUGUUUGCAUAUAAUUAACACAUGAGAAUUGUGUUUGCUUAUUCUGACCCACAGCAAGUUAAAACAGAAACUGAACAAAACAUCUGUAGUACUUUGAGUAAGCAAAUCCAUACAGUGUCUGAUUGUUCCCAUGUGUAGCCACGGACCAAGAAUGCCCAGUGUGCUCUUUAUAGUUAAUGGUUGCCUUCAUGAUAGCAGCUGAUGCAAAUCUUCUGUGACCUGGAGUGAUUUUUCCAUAGAAGGAGGUGUUUUGUCAUAGAAUGCUUUCCACACAGACUUGCUCAAAAUCUAUUCCUUAGGCUGGAUAUGGUUUGCAACAUCAUCUCUGUGGAAGAUGGCUCAUUCUGAGGUGACACUGCGCCAGUGAGCAUUCCCACAUACAGUAUCUCUGAAAGGCAUUCCUGGUGCAGGGGAUUAUACUGGUACAGUCUUCAAGCUUGACCCUGACAAAAAAUUCUCAAACCACCUGCUGUAAUUCAUUUUCCUCCCAUCUUGGGAAGCUCCUGCACGCCUGUUUGUGUGGGUCCCUGUUGAGUCCUUUCAGAAGGUGCUCUGGCACUCGAAGGAUCUGACUCCAGUGUUGUUUUGCGUGCAACAGCCAGGGCACCGUCCUGUGGUUUGCAGCCAUGUUGGCUGAAAAGAAGGUGGCAUGAUUAAUUUGCAUGGGUUCAGGGACACUGGGAGAACUGUUCAGAGCACUCCUUUUAAAACAUUCUUUCGAUAUUCUGUCUGAUAAUUGUGUGUGUGUGUGAAGAGCAAAUCUGAAGUACACAAGAAAUCUGGUCUCGCAAUGUACCUCAGUCUUUCACUGAACAAACCAUGCUUCUGUCCACCAGGCUCAGCCAUUCCUCCCUAGGGAAGUUGAUUGCCAUGGUUUUCCUUAACGUUGAUUCAGUUGGUCAGUUGAUUGGUACAUUGUAUAGGCACUGCCCCUAGUUCUUUCUGUCCUUGUCCAGGUGGCGCUCUCAGGUGGAUUGGGCAACACUGUGCAAAGUUGAAUCAAGGAGGCGGUACUUGACAUACCUCAAGUUCCUGGGGUAAGCGUGCCCUGUAGACUCCCACCUGUAGCAUUCACAGGUUCAUGGCACAGGACGGCAGCCUUAGUAGCCUAUCCAGCUUUCUGCCUCAGGAAACGUCGUUGAAAUGGUCUCUGUAGUCUGUAAAAUAGAAGCUGAGUCUUGGUGUUGGGGGUGGGGGGUGGGAAAGAGAAAUCGCUUGCACAUUGAUCAUCGUGGAGGUCAUGUCAUGUUAAUGUAUGGCCAAAUAGUUUGACUUGCCGCUCCGUACAUAUGAAAAAUGUGUGUCUGCAGUCUUCUGUGGUUUAUUGGAUAUUUUUUAUGCAAUGUAAGUAAUAGUUUUUGCAGUUGGGGAAGAAAUCUGCUGUACUUGCCUUAAGUAGCGUUCUGAAAUAAGAGCAGCGAAACGUGCACCUGGUAUGAACAGAAGGUGGGUGUGGCGGGGAAGAGCGAUCGCCAUUUAAGUGUGCUAAUAUUUCCUUGUUUGUUUGAGGUUUAGUCUUGAGGUCAGCUUGGUGCGCAGAAACUGAUGGUGAGAAUAAUGAUAAGACACUAAGGGUUAAUUUUCACGAGCUCUCACUUGGUUGCAGCUUUGUAGUUGCACACCAUUUGUGUCCGCCACGCCGUCAGAUCUGUCAAACAUUCGUGCGUUGGAUGCAGUCGCAUUGCUUCCCUGUGUAGUUCAUUGCAUUCUGCGUGAUCCAGUCUCCCGGUCCCUGCUGUGCACUGGGGUCAUUUAAGCCAUCCCUCCAUGUAGCCCAUACAAUCCAUGCAGUAAGAUGGGCAGAAACGCGUAUCCAGCCUUCAACAUCUCCCACUCAUUUCCCUUUUAUCUUCUCCCAUGGACUCAAGUUCCCACUUAGCUCUUUUCCCUCCGUUCACCCUCAAGUUUUUCUCCAGUCUAUGACUGGCCUUUGGCUCUUUUCCUACCACCUUGGAAGUGGCUACUGCUUACGGAUUUCUGCCUCCGAAUAUAUGGGAUUUGGGGCAACUCUGUCUUAAACCUUAUCCACUUACUAUAUUUGGAAGAUUAUUUUGAAAUUUCAGCUGAACUGAUUAGAGUAUGAUUUUGUGAAGAGUGUCUUUCUUGAGGAUGGUGACACCAAGUGAAGAAUUGGCUGAAACGUCAUCUCGUUCAGUAGCUGAAGUGGGAGGAAAAGAAAGACCUUCGUUGAUAGUAAUAAGAUGAGGAAACAUGAGGCUUGGGUGGGUAAUCGGCAAUAGCUUUUCAUCCAAGCUCUAGAAAGACUUGGUGAAAGAUGGAGGGUGCACCUUGGUGUGGUAAGGAUGCUGAAUUCGGUGGGUGGGCAGGAGAGGAGACCUUACCAAGGUCUGAAUGAGGACAGGUGGAUGAGGGGCCCUUGGGUACAGGAAGGAGUGAGAAGAAAGUCAUGGAUGUUACAGUGGUGUUCUUAAAAUUGUUUUACAAUAAGAACAUGCACUUUUCACCCCUCUAUUCACACUGCUGAUGCCUGAAUGCUAGAAUUUACAAUAUUUUCUGAGUUGGCUAUCAUAGUUGUAUAUGGGUAGAUAUUACUUCUCAGUAUCUUAUAGACAGUAAAACAGCUUUUGAAGACCCGUACUUGUUAAUAAGCAAAUCUGUUUAACUUGUUCUUUAAAGAAAGUUCUCUAUUUUCACUCCCCUGCUAUAUUCACAGGACUCAGACCAACUAAUAGUAUAAAAAUGGCCAAAAAAAAUCAAUACAAAAAAGAUUAUAGAAUAGACACACAAAUUGGGCAAAUAGCUUAAAAAUUGCUAGUUAUCUAAGAAGAUCAAAUGCCAAUAAAAAAAAGUCUUAGGUAGAUAGUGAAGGAUCAAGUGAAAAAAUGGGGCAUUAAUGGGGAAAUUUGCCAGUUUUCUGAGUGCAGUUUUGCAAUUUGCUCAGAAGUUUUGUGGGGGUAAGCAUUGGGUGUGCUUUUUAGGAGGGGCGAAGAAGACCGUUAGCCUUCAGGUCAAUAUAGAGGGACUCUCUGGUAACUCAUUAAUCAGCAUUAUGUUACUCAUUAGUUACGCAUUAGUUACGCAUUAGUCUAGUUACCCAGCACCCUGGCUUGCUUCUCCUGGUCUGUUACUGUGAGUACCCCCCUCCUCUAUGGUUCUUAUGAGGCCUCAGGUUGGAGUGUGCACCUGUUACCUGAGAAACUAGUCACAUCCAUUAGGUGUGUGCAUGGGAUCAAGCGUGUAAGGAAGUUCCAAGCAAUCGGUCCCACUGGGUAUGAUUCCAACAUUCAUAGGAAUAAUUUAGUCAUGUGCAGGUUCUUGUUCUCGCGGGCCUUUUGAAGACUUAAUUGCCCCUGGCGUUGGCCAGGUAUUGAUUUACAAAUCCGUGCUACAGACACCAUUUCCUCAUUUUUGUAACAUACCUUAUAAAUCCAUUCCCAAACUUAAGUAUGAACGUAAAACAGUCACAGCAAGGCAAAGAUCAAACUUCACUCAACAAAUGGGAGGACUUGUUCUCCCAUGCUUUCUUCCGUUAGAGGGAAUGUUAAGGUAGCUCUUUGUCUCAAACAUUUGAGGGUGAAUUUCAAUCUAUAAAACUGCAUGGCUUAUGUUAACCGAGACUUUAGGACGCGACAAAGCUACACAUUGAAAUGCUCUUCUAUUAGUCGAGUGCCCUUCUAUAAACAUUUGCUGCAAUGGAAGUGACUAUUGAGCUAAUAUUUGUAUGGAGGGAUACAAAUAUAUCUUAUUUUGUUGGAAUGGUUGAGAACUUGAGACCAAGCCAUCAGUGCUCAAGCAACAUGCUAGUUUUAAUCUGAAAAGCUCCAUUACAUAAUACACUGCAGCUACAUACAAGAAUCUGAUGGGUCCCUUUUCUGAUGCGAAGCUGGCAUGGGGCAGAAUUACCAGGGAAAUUUUUAGGUGAUGGGGAAGCAUCAGGCAGGAGAAGAAUUCAGUGUGCCAUCCCAUGCUUCUGGAAAUCUCCCUCUUUGAGAGUGUGUUGCAGGGGGAAAGGGUUACUAAAAAGUUAUGUUAGUUUAAGCAUCUUCUGCUUGCUUGAAAUAACAAGUGACGCAGGAAGCCCAAUUUUCUUGCUGCUGCUCUGCAAAAGUCUCACCUUUUCCGUCUUUUUAAGAUGUUAUUCAUAAUGCUGACUAAGUGGAGCACUCAAAGCCAUUUAAGCCAUUUCAGCUGACUUGUGUGAUCACUGCUAUUAAGAAGUGAGUAAACAUUGCCACUACCCCAGUUGCUUUUCACCCAUUGUGCAGCAUUCCUUAGCUUUUCCCUGUCUCCCUCUGUUCUGGAGUUACUAGCAACCACCUUGCAAUGCGAAUAAUAGUCACCAUUUGUGAUCAAGAGUGAUGUCCCUGUCCGCUCGAGAGUUAGCACAGGGCAGCAGUCCUCAGCUAUCUGCUUUGCAGUCCUUUUCCCAGAAUAGAGCCCUUUUUGCUUUUAAGUCAAAGAACUGGACAUAAUGUGCAAUGAGGUGCCACUGUUGAGGUUGCGAACAAGCCCAACUUGUGCUGGUUUAUGAAUCUGCCACAGUGGUUUUCCCAUGUUUUAAUAAUUACAAGCGUUAUGGUUCUUAUGGAGGGAUUUAUACAUGCAUCAGUCUUCCCCUUUAUGAGAGCAGUAAUAAAUAAAUCACUGUUAUCUUUAUAGUACCUCUUGCCCCAUUCCUUCGGUUUCACAAUUUUCUAUUUCUGGAAUUCUGAAACGUUGCUCUUAUUUCUGUCAUGUGUUACUAUAUAGAAGCAUUAGACGGUUACCACAUGUAAGGAAGGAAACUUCUACAAAGUGAAAUUAUGUUUUUAGCUUUGCUCUUCAUGCAGAUGUUGGUAUCUUGGGCUGAGUUUGUUGGAGAAGAACUGUGGCUAAACAGACUUUUAAGGCUGAACUUGGAAUUUUACCCUUUCCUUGGACUGUCUCUUUUGAGGUUUAAAUUUUAUUUAUUCCGCCAUUGUAAUGAAGUGUGUUCUGCAUUGGCUUGCACAAUUCCUGAAACUUUUGUUAAAAUAAACAUCCUGUAGUUGAGUGCUGUUGUCUGCUCAGUAACUUGUCUCCACCGAGAGUGGCUUUAAGGAAGUGUUCAGGUUCCUGUAUUUUUAAGCCUUAAUUUCCCAGAGAAGAUGAGAUGAGAUUGUACCGUAUCCUAUUUCUGUAUUAAUACUGAUUAAACCUCUUAUUUUUA